This is a messenger RNA of Fusarium venenatum, 2427 nucleotides long. The record is from RefSeq and is a predicted model, not a curated record. Lineage: Eukaryota; Fungi; Ascomycota; Sordariomycetes; Hypocreales; Nectriaceae.
AUGGAAAACAACAAAGCGCAAAUGAAAACAGUCAUGAUUGAAGACGCUGAAGCUGGAAGAGGCGUACUACUCUAUGGACAAGAUGGCCAAGCACGAAAACUACCAAUUCCCUCGACAGACCCCAACGACCCUCUCAACUUUGCACCCUGGCGCCAGCGACUCGUUAUUGCAGGCGUCUGUAUCUACGGCGUAGCGGGUUUUGGCGUCAUACAGUCGACUCCCCUUUUCUUCGGCAAGCUCAUACAAGAGUACAAGGGACUGACACAUGGAGAGUUUGACCCAGAACGGAUUGUUGAUCUGGCCAGCUAUCCCUCUUUGUGCAUGGGCCUAGGAAACUUCCUUUUCGUCCCUUUGUCUAUGGCACUAGGUCGAAGGUUCACCCUUAUCCUGUGCAAUAUGCUGUUGCUUGCUUCCGUCAUUUGGGCCGCCAAGUCGCAAUCUUUCGAGUCUCAUUUUGGAGCCCGCUGUCUGCAAGGGCUCACAGCCGGCAUUUCUGACUGUUUGCGUGGCUCUCGACUUGUAGCCUACUGGACUUUCACAGCAGUUGGUUCGUCACUAUUAUUAGUCGCAACACCAUUUGUUGUUGAUUACGCUGAUGGUGACUGGCGUACAAACUAUUGGUUCUGGACCGCAUGGGCAGCAUUCUCCCUUGUGAUCGUUCUACUAGUAGUACCUGAGACAUACUUCAUCCGGCCUGUCGCAGCACUGAGUGGAAAGUUCCACGCCACUGAUGCAUACGGCACACAUCGAACAUUUGACACCAUUGAACUUGCCCGCGAAGCUGGUUUCGAUGUGGAUAUGAGCUGCCCAAACACCACACCCAAGUCCCCAUCGUAUACCAGACAAUUCGCACCUUUGAAUAUCCAGCCAUUGCCCAUCACCCGCUUCUUAGGUUCAUUCCGGGAUGUGUUUACAUGCAUACUUGUACCAGGCACUCUCUGGGCACUUAUUCUCAACAGCGUGGUGUUUGGAGGUCUUGUCGUCCUGAGUCUCACCUAUAGCCAACGGUUAGAGAUGGAGCCUUGGCACUUCAGUCCCUCUACAGUCGGAACUGUUCAACUAGGAGCUGCCAUCGGCGGACUUGUGGGACUUGCCUACGGAGAAAUAACGGAGCUUGUCAGCCGUUAUCUAACGCAUCGUAACGGAGGCUUACGUGAACCUGAGCAUGUCCUUCCCAACUUUAUUCUUCCCUCCGUCGUGGCAUUUCUCGGCAUGAUUGCCUAUGGCGUUGUGGGUGCGGAACCUACCAAAUACAGCUGGGUAGGGAUACAUGCUUCCUUUGCUCUAUACUACUUUGGCUUCUGUUCACUCUCGGCUAUCACUGGCGUCUGGCUUGGCGAGUUACUCCCUCAUAUGUCAGGCCCUGCGAUUGUGCUGGUUUGUGGAGGUAGAAAUGCUGUCUCGUUUGGUUACAGUAAUUCUUUUGGUUCUUGGAUCACGUUUCUCGGGUUUGCACAAACCUACAUCUUGUUUGGCGGUAUCCUUUGUGCCCUUGGAUUUCUCUCCAUUCCCAUAUAUUUCGUCAACGGUCGUAUUCGCAUGGCAAUGUCUCGUGUUGCCUUUCUGACCAUGGCGAAUCUGAUAGCCGUUGCGCCACCGGUAAUUAAGAUGAUUUCAUCUGCAGCAGAACUAGUUGGCUUCCUGGGUUUAUCCGAAGUCCGGGGUGUCAUGCUCGCAUCCUUUUACGGCCCAGGAAACAUCGCCUCAUGGCUUUGCAUGGUGGCAUCCGUCCUGAACACUUGGUGCCUGAACGCGCAGUCUCGUCGGACAGAUAGCAUUAGCGCGGAUCUUGUUGUCGUUUUAGCGAUUCCAGGUGUUGCAGCAGGACAUGCUAUCUAUAUCCUUUUCUUUGGCAAUGCGAACCAUGAGUCGAUCCAGCAUCUGUUUACCAGCGCAAAUCCAGAAGUGGUAAAGCAUGCGGCAGCUGCCGAGGCGGCGCUCAAUGUAUGCGAAACAUUCUCUUUGAUAGCUGUACUUCUGGUGUUCGUCUCCACGUUCUUCGGUCAUCUGAGGCGUACACUGGCCGUCGUUACUGUUGGCCUACUGGCCUUCUCGACCGAGGCAGUUGUAUUUAUGCAAAUGAGGGGAGUCAGCAUAUCGGACACCAAUCUCACACGCCCAUUCCUCUUCAACCUGUUUGAGGUUAUGGUGUCGUUAGUGGUGUUUGUGGCAGUAUGGCUUACUGUAUUUAGUAUUCUGAUUAUAUGCCUACGGUUGGGCAUAAUCGAGGGACCCGAGGAACAAAUAGAGGUGGAAUCCGCUAAUACCGAGCUCGAAACAGAAGUGAGGGCAGCCCUAAGGGAACAGGCUAUUGAUAUAGACUCGGUAGUGCGGUGGGAAAGCCAACAACAAUCCGCCAUGGCACUCCAUCUCAUUGAGGCAGAAACCCGAGAUGGAAACCCAAUGCGGACCUUGACGCUUCUUUAA